Messenger RNA from Phyllotreta striolata, 2860 nucleotides. Lineage: Eukaryota; Metazoa; Arthropoda; Insecta; Coleoptera; Chrysomelidae. The record is from the annotation of a GenBank genome assembly.
AGAAACAACCGAGCAACACUGGCUGUCAUCUGUCACACGUCAGUUAUACGUCAUUUGUAAAUAACCAAUUUCGUUUGUGUAUGUGUAUUUUCGUUCUGAUAAAAUACGAGAAAAACCUGUUAAUAUUUAUCAACGGACGGUUUUAUCUGAUUUUCCAAUGCAUCGAUCCAAUCCCGAUUAGAAGUAACCAUGCAGCACCAAUAUUGGGUAACGAAAACCAGCGUUUUGAGGAAAUUGGGUGGCAAAGAGGACGAAUGCAUAAUAUCCUCCGACGCCGAAUUGGACGCCAAAUUGGAGCUAUUCAAAUCGAUCAACGACAGCUGCAAUCACCUACAGCGAGUCAUCGAUCUGUACCAAGAGAGGUUGUGCUAUUUGGCUCAAGAAGAGAACGUCCUGGGACGGUACUUGAGGGACUGCGGUAAAAAUGAAAAGAACGCCUCGGCGGGACAAAUCAUGUCCAUAUCGGGCAAAGCGCUGGCGUACACCGGUCACCAAAGAUUAACCGUAAGACCGUCUUUAGUUAGAUUACACCACGAACUGGAAACGUUCAGAAAUAGAGCUAUAACGGACACUCGAGCUACUAUAUCCGAAAUGGAAAAAGCACGAACGGAAUACAGAGCCGCAUUGAAUUGGAUGAAAUCGGUGUCGAGCGAGCUCGAUCCGGACACGGGCCACGGUUUGGAGAAGUUCCGGAAGGCCCAAUCAUACGUGAAAAAGUCCAAAACGAAAUUCGACCGGUUGACUUUGGCUUGUUUGCAGAAAGUGGAUUUGCUGGCGGCGGCGCGUUGCAACAUGUUUUCGCACAGUUUAGUUCCCUACCAAAGUGCCAUUAAGAAUUUUUCUACCAAAUCGGCGGACACUCUCAGCACGGCCGCCGCCAAAUUGGCCACGUUGGAACCUUCGGAUAGUUCCACUGUACUCGAACUGUUCUCGCCGCUCGAGGCGGACAAGACGAAAAAAACCUUCUUCAAUUCCGAGUAUACCGAUCGAAAGGAAGACGCAGCAAAGAAACCAACCGAAAGCACCAAAGAGUCUCAAUCGAGCGAUGUGGGAGAUCUACUAAACACCGAUCUAUCCGAGUUACCUUUACCUGAGCAACCGAUAAGCGAGGAUGGUUCAUUGAAACCGAGCUCGGAGUUGCUCGAUUUGAACUGGAACUCCAAUUCGGAGUUUCUGGCCGGGGAUUUUAUGCCUUCGAAUCUCUUAAACGAUGGAUUCUUCAACGUUGCGGAUUCCACGAACGAUAGUCAACAGAAUUCUAGUCAGUCCGCGGGAAAUGCGCGGGAAAACGGCAAGCAGGUCUCUUGGUUGAGUUUGUUCGCCGAAUUGGAUCCGUUAUCGAACGCAGCGAUUGAUAAUAGUCCUGCGGAUGGUACAGACAGAGCCUAAGAUGGUGGAUCUUACUCUAAUGUGUGAAAUCGAAGCUCCUCCGAGCUUCAUUUAUGCGUUAGAGUAUAACGUACUUCUUUAUAAUCUCACUAUUUUUAUUUUUUAUCAAUCAUACGCGAUUUUGUUUAUUUGAGCAUUCCAAUAGAGGACAAAUACUAUUUUAUGAACGAAGAUUAAACAUAAGGUCUUCUAAAAAUAUUACAUAUACGCAUAAAUUUACAUUUUUUAUUUCGAAAUUCCGCCUUUAAUCCAUAUCCGGGCUUAAUCUUCCCGAUGUAAGAAAAAUACAACAAAAAUAAAGAGACGCAACAGAACGUAUCAUAUACUGUAGAACUUAAAGUACAUAUACAAUUUUAUUUAAAUACAUACUCGGUCAGUCUACAUUAAAAUCACAAUAAAUUACGUAACGUGUUGUUUCUUAUGUGCAAAAUUUAAAAAAAAAACCGAAAGAAUUCAAACGAAAUCACACCUCUGCGAACUGGGUCAAAGCGGACUUAACUCUGCAACAAAAAACAAAUUGUUAUAGGCACGAUAAUAGUCCAUAUUUAUAAAAGUGAAGGAUUUACUUUUAAAACCCUAAACAAAACUUUUUAAAACCAUAAAACCUUUUGCAAUUAAGGCCCUCGAAGCGAAACCCUUCUUCCUUCACUUCUUUAAAGCAAUUCCUUCAAUUUUUUCAUCCUUCACAAAAAGGAUUCACCAUCUUUCAUCCUUCACCUUCAUCAAAUUCCCAUUCGAGAGCCUCACCUAUCAAAUAAAUUCGAUUCCGUAGUGCUCAACAACUGCUGCAAGAUCUUCACCACUCCCAACUCCUUCAAUCGCGUCUGCCUUUCGGCGGCGCCCGGCUCGCCGCGCCUCGUCAGAUUGUUGACGCAAAACACCGCCGAUUCCUGCAAACAGGCCGCCGGAUGGUUCAUGUAGUCGAUCAGCUUCUUCAGCACGUCUUCAUUGGACAUGAUGUGCUCGCGGGCGCGCUCCCCGUCGGCGAUGUUGCCCAAUAUACACAACGCCUGCUCCUUGAUGUCGGGCUGGUGGGGCCCUUCCAGCACCAAAACGACGCCCUGCAUGAUCUGCGCCCCGUGCAGGGCCAUCAUCAUGUCGGUGUGCGUGCGAGGGGACACCAAAUUCCUCAGUAGCCCCAACGUUUUCAUUAGAACCUGCGUUAAAAGCUGCGUUAAUGCGAGUUUAUUCGGUAGUAUAUUGGGUGUAUUACUUUAGUAUCUUGAUCGGCUAGCAGCCUGAAUAUUUGAUCCGUGCCGAGGGUAGUGAGAAUUUGCGAUUUCAAUCGCUGUUCGGCUUGGAAGGCGAGAUUCAUCAGGGCCCAAACGCCGUUCAAACGAAGACUGGGAUCCGAUUGGGACGUGAUAGUAGCCAGCAAUUGGACGACGCCUUGCUGGAUCAUCGGCUCCUUCGCCGGACUGAAUUCCAACAGUAAAUUACAUAAAGCGGAAGACGCCGCCGUCAAUAACUC